CAAUUCUUAUAAAGGAAAAAUAUUUAAUGGAGUGGCUUACGUUUUCAGAGCUUUAGUGCAUUAUCAUCAUGGAGCAAUAUCAUAGCAGCAUACAGGCAGACAUGAUGCUGGGAGAGGGAGCUGAGAGUCCUACAUUUGACCUGAGGGCAACAGGAAGUGGUCUGGAACACUGGGCAUGGCUUGAGCAUAUAUAAGGCCUCAGAGCCCACGCCCACAGUGACACACUUGCUCCAACAAAGCCAUACUUCCUAAUAGUUCCACUCCCUAUGAGUUUAUGGGGGACAAUUACAUUCAAACUACCACAAGGGGGAAGAAAAGCUACAAUGAAAUGAAGAGCAAAAAUAAUGUUUUUAGACUUUACAUGCCAGUUCUGUUUGUUAUUAAAUGGUUGUAUAUUCUAAAUCUAUAAUUCUUAGAUGUGAGUACUCUAUUGGGAAGAUGUAAGCAAUCAAUAUAAUGUGCUCAGCUGAUGGCCAAUCAUCUAGUCUAUUUGUUUCAACAUUGCAUGCACACACAAUGCCCAUGCUUUACCAAUGUGCUUUUUAUCCCCAGCCCUCCUCACCCUUCAUCUGGAGCUCCUUACACCCAAGAAGGGGAAGUUUGAGAUAAAUUAUCUAAUCAUGUUACAACUCCACAGAAAGAUGUGACGCAAGAGACUAAGCUUCACAUUUGGUGAAGUUGAACACAUUACUUAUUUUAUUCCUCAACUCAUUUCAUAGAGCUUUGUGAGUCAUGGUUGGAGACUAGCCUUUCUGGGUCCCACAUGUUACACAUUUAUUCACUUAGAAACAAUUCAAUUUAUGCUAAUGUGAAAUUGACAGUUUUCAGUCCUGAAUAUUUCUGGAAGCAGUCUUUAAUUUCAAGGCAGAAUCUCAUUUUUAACUUCUGUCAUGAAUGAACUCAUCCUCUGAUAACUGUGUGUAUGCUGCUACUCUUCCUUCUUCCAACACACACUUUGUCUAUGUAUGCAUAACCACGUGCAACUUUAACAUUUUAGUCUCUAGGGACCUAUUAUAUUCUUUCUCUGAGAAGCAGUGUUUUGAUCAUAUUCAUCCUCUUUGCCCUACUCUUCCCAUGUCCAUUCCCUUCCUCACUCACCCAUUUUGUAUGCUUUUUAAACCUAUCAAGGCCAGUUUAUGUUGCCCAGUCAUUCUUGAGUGUGUGAUUUUUCCACUGGAACAUGGUCAACUCAUCACUGUAUUUCAGUUACUUUUACUUAAAUGCAUCCAUUUAUCAGCAGAACCGGGGAAAGAAGGGACGUCAAGAGAGGAACAGAGAAAGCAUGAUGGCCUUGAAAAAGCUCAGUCAUUGAUUGCCUCUGAGCACAUUCCACAGAAACAGGAUGUGAUUACUUUAACUGUGACUACAGAUCAAAGAAGACAAACUAAGCCGACCAUGCUAAUGAAAGGUCCGUGCAAAGAAGAGACAUCAACAGAAGAUGAAAGAAAGUGUGAUAGCCGUGAAAGUGUUCAGUCCUUGGUACGUAAUAAUUUAAAUCGAAGGAUUUAA
Molecule: messenger RNA, 1509 nt
Organism: Peromyscus eremicus (cactus mouse)
Lineage: Eukaryota; Metazoa; Chordata; Mammalia; Rodentia; Cricetidae
Exons: 3
Coding region: 895-1509 (204 amino acids)
Source: RefSeq, a predicted model, not a curated record